Messenger RNA from Chaetura pelagica (chimney swift), 2531 nucleotides. RefSeq names its product chloride channel, voltage-sensitive 5 (gene CLCN5). NCBI's taxonomy places the organism in Eukaryota, Metazoa, Chordata, Aves, Apodiformes, Apodidae. Gene Ontology annotation, molecular function: voltage-gated chloride channel activity. The transcript is spliced from 12 exons. The coding region runs from base 55 to 2424 and encodes 789 amino acids. The record is from RefSeq and is a predicted model, not a curated record. Gene Ontology annotation, biological process: transmembrane transport; chloride transport. Gene Ontology annotation, cellular component: membrane; synaptic vesicle; early endosome.
GAUCAGAAAGGCUAUCGACGGGGGAGCUUCCAGAGCAGCACUAGUGAUGAAGAUAUGCUGGAAAUAGCAGGAGCAUCUCUGGACUUCUCCAUGGCAGAUGAUGACCCGCCACUCGACAGGGAGAUGGGAGGUAAUACUCACUUUUCCUCGUAUAAUGGAGGAGGGAUGAAUGGCACAAGCACAAUGAUGGAUUUCCUGGAGGAGCCUCUUCCUGGUGUGGGGACCUACGAAGACUUUAACACUAUCGACUGGGUGCGAGAGAAGUCCAGGGACCGGGACAGGCACAGAGAGAUCACCAGCAGGAGUAAAGAGUCCACGUGGGCCCUGAUCCACAGCGUGAGCGACGCCUUUUCUGGCUGGUUGUUGAUGCUCCUCAUCGGGUUGUUGGCAGGUUCCCUAGCGGGUCUGAUAGACAUUUCUGCUCACUGGAUGACAGAUCUGAAGGAAGGAGUGUGUCUAGCAGGCUUCUGGUUUAACCAUGAGCACUGCUGCUGGAAAUCCAACACGACCUUCACGGACAGAGACCAGUGUCCUGAGUGGAUGAGCUGGUCCCAGCUGAUCCUGGGCCAUGGAGAGGGGGCCUUUGCAUACAUUCUCAACUACUUCAUGUACGUCAUCUGGGCCUUGUUGUUCUCCCUGCUUGCUGUGUUGCUUGUGAAGGGGUUUGCUCCUUACGCCUGUGGCUCAGGAAUCCCAGAGAUCAAAACUAUCUUAAGUGGUUUCAUCAUUAGAGGCUACCUGGGCAAGUGGACGUUGAUCAUCAAAACCAUCACCUUAGUGUUGGCCGUGUCCUCUGGGCUGAGCCUGGGCAAAGAGGGGCCCCUGGUGCACGUUGCCUGCUGCUGUGGGAACAUCUUGUGCCACCUCUUCACCAAGUACAGGAAGAACGAAGCGAAGCGCAGAGAGGUUUUAUCAGCAGCUGCAGCUGCUGGUGUGUCUGUAGCUUUCGGCGCCCCGAUCGGAGGAGUGCUCUUUAGUCUGGAAGAGGUCAGUUACUACUUUCCUCUCAAGACGCUGUGGCGCUCCUUCUUCGCCGCUCUGGUCGCUGCCUUCACCCUGCGUUCCAUCAACCCUUUUGGGAACAGCCGCCUGGUGCUCUUCUACGUGGAGUUCCACACACCAUGGCACCUUCUGGAGCUCCUGCCAUUCAUCCUCUUGGGAAUAUUCGGUGGGCUCUGGGGAGCCUUCUUCAUCCGCAGCAACAUCGCCUGGUGCAGGCGACGCAAGACGACCAGGCUUGGGAAGUACCCGGUGCUGGAGGUGUUGGUGGUGACCGCCCUGACGGCCGUGCUGGCCUUCCCCAACGAGUACACCAGGAUGAGCACCAGUGAGCUGAUCUCUGAGCUCUUCAAUGACUGUGGGAUUUUGGACUCGUCCAAACUCUGCGAGUACGUGAACGAUUUCAACAGCACCAAAGGGGACGACCUGCCAGACCGGGCUGCGGGCCCAGGGGUCUACACUGCCGUGUGGCAGCUGGCGUUGGCCCUUGUCAUGAAAGUCUUCAUCACCAUCUUCACCUUUGGCAUGAAGGUGCCCUCAGGUCUCUUCAUCCCCAGCAUGGCAGUGGGGGCCAUCACUGGCCGGCUGCUUGGGGUGGCUGUGGAGCAACUGGCCUAUUACCACCACGACUGGGCCAUCUUCAGUGGCUGGUGCAGCCAAGGAGCAGACUGCAUCACCCCUGGCCUCUAUGCCAUGGUCGGGGCUGCAGCCUGUCUAGGUGGGGUGACCCGAAUGACCGUGUCCCUGGUGGUCAUUAUGUUUGAGCUCACUGGUGGGCUGGAAUACAUCGUUCCCCUGAUGGCAGCAGCCAUGACCAGCAAGUGGGUGGCUGAUGCCAUCGGCAGAGAAGGCAUUUAUGAUGCCCACAUCCGACUCAAUGGGUACCCCUUCCUGGAGGCCAAGGAGGAGUUCUCACACAAGACCCUGGCCAUGGACGUGAUGAGGCCGCGGAGGAGUGACCCCCCUCUGACCGUCAUCACGCAGGACAGCAUGACUGUGGAAGAUGUUGAAACCAUCAUCAAUGACACCACCUACAGUGGCUACCCCGUGGUGGUGUCACGGGAGUCCCAGAGGCUCGUUGGGUUCGUCCUGAGGAGGGACCUCAUCAUUUCAAUUGAAAAUGCCCGGAAGAAGCAGGAUGGGAUUGUGAGCACCUCAAUUAUUUAUUUCACUGACCACUCUCCUCCGCUGCCUCCAAGCUCCCCCUCCAUGCUGAAACUCAGGAGCAUCCUGGACCUCAGUCCCUUCACAGUGACAGACCAAACACCCAUGGAAAUUGUCAUUGAUAUAUUCCGCAAGCUGGGCCUGCGCCAGUGCCUGGUGACCCACAACGGGAAGCUGCUCGGGAUCAUCACCAAAAAGGAUGUAUUGAAGCACAUUGCACAGCUGGCCAACCAGGACCCAGAUUCUAUCCUCUUCAACUGAAGGCAGCCCAGGAGGUUCUGUGAGUUCAGCACAAAAGAAACUUUAUAGACAAUACUGGAUAUACUUCCCUAUUUUUAUUGAGACCUUGGAACUGUUUUCAGUGUUUC